CUACAUACAUAAAUACACUGUAAUAAUCAGCCUAUAACAGGAGACCAACAAGAGAGAGAAUACUUUUGCUUCGCUAUUACGUAAGAGACCCCGCGACUUCCAAUCUCUGUACUCCUAGAGAGAGAGAGAGAGCUUUGACGGUGAUGAGAGAGAGAGAGAGAGUUUGAGUGACUGAAAAUGGAGGCUCCGUCGAACGACUGCUGUUCGAUAUGUCACGGCAAUUUUCAUGUCCCCUGCCAAGCCAAUUGCUCUCACUGGUUUUGCGGUAAUUGCAUCCUUCAAGUUUGGAAUUAUGGAUCAGCCUUUCAGCCAUGUAGAUGCCCUUUAUGCCGCCGUCAAAUUAAUUUGCUGAUUCCUACUGAUGCUGCAUCACAGCAGCGUAAUAAUUCUGAAGUUGCUGAAGUUCUUGGAAAGAUUGAAAGAUACAACCGUCAUUUUGGUGCUCACUCUAAUGGUCUCAUUCAGAGAUUCCGAGACCUUCCUUUCCUUCUCAGGAGGUUGUCACGAGAUAUACUGGAGCCUCAGAGAUCACUUCCAUUUGUUAUCAGAACUCGUGUCUAUUUGUCAAUGUUUGUAAGUGCGAUCUACAUUCUCAGUCCUGUCGACAUUAUUCCCGAAGGAAUAGUGGGAGUCAUAGGUCUCCUGGAUGAUAUUCUUAUAGCACUCAUCUGCUUCCUUCACAUUGCCACCCUUUAUCGGUCUGUACUUGUUUUUCGUCACGGAGGUUCUUGAACUGACUUGAGUUGCCAAAAAGACCGAUACCUAGAAGGCUAGAAAGUUGAAGAUGUGAAAGAUGGAAGAGGAAUUGGAAGGAAUGAGAUAUGUACACAUCUUCCACCCAUGGCCGACGAAAUAAUUAUGUUUUUCCAGCUUUAUGAAGUUGAUGAGGUAGUGGAUCAAUAAAGCAUGUUAAUAGGAAGUUUUUUAUUUAUGAUUUUUUAGCUUUAAAUUUCCUCUGACAUUUCAAAAUGGAAGAGUCUGUAAUUGAUGCGAAUAUGUUUUAUUUCACUUUGAUUUGGUUUCGACUGUAACGUAGAGUGGAUGUGUGACAUUGCCAGUGAGGUUGUGACUUGUGAGACUGCUGGCCACUGUUGCGUAAUUUAUUAAUGUAGUUGUAGUGUGUAUAUAGCUUAUAAAAUAUGACCUCUUGAAUGCUUACUUAGAAA
Messenger RNA from Rhododendron vialii, 1166 nucleotides. RefSeq lists its product as uncharacterized. Lineage: Eukaryota; Viridiplantae; Streptophyta; Magnoliopsida; Ericales; Ericaceae. The record is from RefSeq and is a predicted model, not a curated record. Bases 178 to 732 code for a protein of 184 amino acids. The transcript has 5 exons. Gene Ontology annotation, molecular function: ubiquitin protein ligase activity; metal ion binding.